GAUACAGUUGAUUUGAUAUAUUCUUCGAUUUGAAAAUUAUAAAUUCCCCUAAAACGUCAUCUUGUUUUGUCAGGAAGUUUUGUAAGGAAGAGUUGGUAGAUAGGUUCAGUAGGUAUUCGACAUCAUGGCCAAUAUGAUUAGUGACUUUUAAUUCCAAGCGUUUAUGGAGCGUUUACUGGCAUAAUGAUAGCGGGUGUUUAUGGUUGUGGUAUGGUAGUUGAAUAGCAUGUUGAAAAGUGAUUUAUAACAAUAAAAAGUAAAAGUAAUUACUUUGUAUAAUGCAACUAUAAUUGAGUAUUUUAGACAUACAUAAUAAAACAAUAUAUUUUAUUGUAUUAUAAAAUGCUGUCGACUGUUUUGAAGUCUGUAUUUGGUUAUGAUAAUUUCAAAAGCGAUGUUCAAGAACGAGCAACCACCGCUGUUUAUAAAGGUAAAAACGAUGUGUUUGUAUGUAUGCCAACUGGUGGUGGCAAAUCACUUUGUUUUCAAUUGCCAGCAGUAAUGAAAGAAAAUAAAGUCACAAUUGUUUUUUCGCCUCUAUUAGCUCUAAUGAAGAAUCAAGUAGAUUUUUUAGUUAGUAAAAAGAUAAAUGCUACCUCAUUAAAUUCAAAUACAUCCACAAAAGAAAGAAAUGCAAUAAUGAAGGAUUUAACAUCUAAUACACCAAAGAUCAAAUUAUUGUAUGUUACUCCUGAAAUGGGAGCACAACCACAUUUUCAAGAUACAAUAGUAAAACUAAGAAAAGCAAAAGCACUGUCAUAUUUUGUUAUUGAUGAAGCUCAUUGUUUAAGUCAGUGGGGUCAUGAUUUUAGACCCAGUUACAGACAAUUAGGUGCAUUUAAAAAAUUAUGUCCCCAAAUUCCUAUAAUUGCUUUAACAGCUACUGCUGCAAAGGAGGUUAAAGAUGAUAUACUUCAAUCCUUAAAUAUGAAAAAUCCUUUGAUAUUUUCAGUGCCUGUCUUUCGACCUAAUCUUUAUUAUGAUAUAAGGUUUUUAGAAAUAUUAGACAAGCCAUUUGAACAUUUAAAGAAUUUUAUUUUAGAAGCGCUUGGCUCUCAAGAUGAAUCUACUCCAAAAGUGAAGAAAAAUUGUGGUAUCAUUUAUUGUAGAAAGAAGGAAGCAACUGAAGUGAUUGCACAUAAAUUGUCUAAUUCUGGUGUACAGACUUUAGCAUAUCAUGCUGGUUUGAAAAAUCAAGAGCGUAAUGAGGUUCAAAAUAAAUGGACAUCAGGUGAAGUACCUGUUAUUGCAGCUACAUGCAGUUUUGGAAUGGGUGUAGAUAAAGGAUCUGUUAGAUUUGUGGUGCAUUGGACAGUCCCUCAAAAUAUAGCAGCAUACUACCAAGAAUCUGGUAGAGCAGGUAGAGAUGGUAAACCGGCUUUUUGUAGAAUUUAUUUUAGUAAUGAAGAAUACGGGCCUAUCGCGUUUCUUAUUAAAGAAGAAAUUACGCGGAAAAAUUCGGAACUUGUAAAAUUAAAAUGGAAAAAUUUUGAAAAAACAGUGUCAUAUUGUCUUGAAGCAAAAUGUAGGCAUGCAGUAUUUUCUAAAUACUUUGGUGAUAGUCCACCACCGUGUAAAAAUAGAUGCGACGUUUGUGAGAACAAAGAUGCUGUUCAAUCAAGGAUAUCACAAUUUGAAAUGUCUCAAACUAGAUCACAUAGACCUGGUGGUAAUUUCAGAUCACAUAAAUCUAGUAGUGGUUUAAGUGAUGUGGCAUUGCCAAAGUAUGAUAAUGACGAAGAUGAGUGCACAGAAAAUCCAGUUUCAAGAGAAAGACUUUUAGCGGAAAGCAAACGAGAAUCCAGAGAACUAAUCGAAAAACAGUUUGCACUUCGGAGAAAUAAUAGUAAAAAUGAUGAGAUAAGAAAACAAAAUCUUGAAGAUGCAAAAGAAUCUCCCGUAUGCGCAGCUGCAAGUACUGAUAUAAAAAUAAAGGGUUUGACUGUCCAAGUGCGGGAACACUUUUAUGUUCAAUUAAAGUUAGCAUUAGCAGAUAACUAUGAAAAAAUGUCUUCGGAAACAAAAGAGCAACUUCAAGAGAAAGAUAUACAUAACAUAGCAUUUGAGCUUGAAUAUAAAGCAUUAUGUAAUUCCAAAGUUGCAAAUAAGUAUAAGUUUGAUAUGUCUAAAUUGAUAUCUUCUGUGCGGAAGUGUAUUAACACUAAUACAGUUCACGAAUGUUUACGUGAUUAUAAUACAAAAAGUAAACAGAAUAUAGAAUCAGGAUGUUUGAAUGAUGAUACUGCUUGGAAAAGCAAACAAGAUGAAAUAGGUGACAGGCUAGAUACACGAAAUGAAAGUGUGUUAAAUAAAUUUUGUAAUAAAGACAUUCGCGUUCCUUCCCAAGAAUCAAGUGCCAUAAGCAAAAAUAUGUUAUUUCCUACAUUUAAGACUGCUUUAGAAUUUAGGAAUGACGAGAAAGUAACAAAAGUCUCAUCUAACAGUAAUAACAAAUAUUUAUUUCAUGCAAGCAUUUUAAACAAUGACAAUAAAGAUAGUGCAACAGGAACGGGAUUUAAAGUCAAUAAACGUACUAUUGACUUUAGUGAUAGUGUAGAUGAAAAAGAUAAUACCGUAAAAAAUGUCAAAUCUUUCGAAUUAACUGGUUUCACAUGCGCUCGAAAACUCCACGAAGAAAAUAAAAUGAUAUAUAAAUGUCUUGACAAGAAAUCACGAAAAUCAUCGCAGGAAGUUGUGAAACCGGAUAUAAAAAUUAAAAAAACACCUCGUGCAACUAAAACAGUAUACGAGCAGAUUUUGAAAUCUGCGAAAUCGGAAACUGGCGUUGCAAUUAAAGAAAUUAUUUCUUCAACUUGCAAUGAAUCAAUUUCAAUGAAUGAUACAAAUGAUGAUAGUACAAAUAUAAUUACAAAUUCAACACAAUCGAAAAAUGAAAGUAAAAGACGGCGUGCAGACUCAUCUGGAAAUUAUGUAGAUACUGAAUCAAAUAAAAGAGUGAAGGUCGAUGAAGAGAAAUUUCCUGAAGGAAAUAAUGAAGAAAUUACUGAUCACAGUUAUAAAGAUAGUAUAAAUGAAAUUGUCAAUCGAACAAAAGAUAAAAUUAUAGAUAUUAAAAAUGAAAAAUUGUCGUCAAAUGUAAAAAAUAAGAGUAAAGAAAUAGUACCAAAAGAUGAGAGUACGGGAAUUGAACAUUCAGAGUUAAAAAAAUUUUCAGAAGAGACACGUCAUAAAACAAGUCGUCCUAAACAACACUCAGGUGAAAAGAAUAAGAAGAUCAUGGUGCCUGCUGAUAAAGCCACGCAAUUUAAGACUGCAGAAAUUUUAAAAUCGUAUUUAAUGAAGUACUAUCCAUCCAAACAUAUACCUGAUAGAACAACAUUUUCCAAAACUUGUAGAGAAAUGCACCAUACUAUACUAGGUCAAAAAAUAUUCGACAAAGAGGGAAUACAGAAAUUCGUUAAGAAACAUAUGACAGAAUUAAUAUCUACGGAAAAUGUUUAGCAGAAUCAAUGGCCCUUGAUAGCAAUUAAAAUAUAUUUGUAUAUAUGUCUACAUAAAUAUGGAAUCAUAAAUUCUUGUAAUUAUCUACUUUAUUUAUUUUGUAUACGACAUAAUAUUAUCUGUAUAUAAAAGACCGCUACUAGUUAGUUAUAUUUAAACCCCAAAUAGCUUCAGUGUGAAAUUUAAAUUCCUUAAAUUUUUGUAUUUAUCGAUUUUUUAAUUAUAUUUUGUAAGCUUAAUAAUGCAUUUAUAGACACAUGUAUAUUAAAACUAUAGUUU
Molecule: messenger RNA, 3741 nt
Organism: Hylaeus volcanicus
Lineage: Eukaryota; Metazoa; Arthropoda; Insecta; Hymenoptera; Colletidae
Product: ATP-dependent DNA helicase Q5-like
Exons: 13
Coding region: 343-3462 (1039 amino acids)
Biological process (GO): double-strand break repair via homologous recombination
Cellular component (GO): chromosome; cytoplasm
Molecular function (GO): 3'-5' DNA helicase activity; ATP binding; nucleic acid binding
Source: RefSeq, a predicted model, not a curated record